AUGGCCAAAGACAACUAUCAAGCAACACCUCCUCAAGCUCGCCCCAUUCGUCUUCAUAAACGGUCCGCGCCGCAGCGAAAACAACCAUCCGUGUACCAAAUCGCGGUGCUCGCAAACACCUUGCACGGACUGCAAUCGCAAUACCAUUUAUGGGACGCCAAUCGCUACCAUUUCUCGGGCAUGCUUUACACCAUUCUCAAGGAGCUUUAUCAUCCUCAUGAAACUGUUAUGCGGGUCCGUUAUGAAAUCUGGAAGCGCACUGGCAUACCCUUGUUCUCUCCGCCACCUAUCGAAACCAUAUUGUCCGUCAUUGAUGAUUACCGUGUUGAUCUCGAAAACUUCGAGGCCGAGGUUCAAGAAAGACACAACAAGAAUCAAGUUGAGGCCGAGGUGAGGGCUGAACAAGCAGAAGCGAGAGUUAAAGCGCUAGAAGAAGAGUUGAAGGCGUACAAGAACGCACAGAAGUAG
Molecule: messenger RNA, 468 nt
Organism: Psilocybe cubensis
Lineage: Eukaryota; Fungi; Basidiomycota; Agaricomycetes; Agaricales; Agrocybaceae
Exons: 4
Coding region: 1-468 (155 amino acids)
Source: RefSeq, a predicted model, not a curated record